CUCCCAAAUUCUACAUUCACCACCCUCUCUCUCUCUAUCUCUCUCUCUCUCUCUCUCUCACACACACACACACACACAAACAAACAAAGUACAUUAAUGGCGGACAGAGCAACACUAGCAAAGGCAAGAAGAGAGCUGGAAGAAAUGUAUCUCGGAAUCCCAGACGACUCUGUCAACCUCACUUUCGGAGACCUCGCCGACGUCAAACCCGAGAAGCGAAAGUCCGGUCCCUUGGAACCCAUCAAAGAACUCAACCCUAAAAAACAAGAACCCGCAACACUAACAAAACUUCCAAGCCUAGACUUCAGCAGGGCCUUUCUAGGAGCUUCCCACCACCACGUCGCCGCCGCAGAGGACUUUGCGAGCCACCGUGGAGGCGGGGAGAACCACCACCACCACAAUCAGCAUGUGGAUCAUCAUCGUGGGUAUAAUAGUAGUAGUCCGAGAAGACAUGCGAAGGAAACUAGUAUGGCUUAUGAUGACAUGAGUGUGUUUUCCACCAGCCCCUACAGGCAAGGAGGUGGUGGCGGUGGUGGACGGCGGCGACCGGGGAUUCCUCACUCUAAUAUAUGCACUGUUUGCAGUAACUACAUCUAUAUUUGCCGUCACCGGUGCCUGGUAUGUGGAAGAGCAUAUUGCAGGCAAUGUGUGAGCUUGGGUAUGGGAGAGAUGACAGAAGGAAGAAAGUGCAUCGAAUGUUUGGGGAAAAGAUUCAGCGAAAGGUACAUACAGAGGGCAGGACAGACAGGGUGCUGCAUGAAGUUCAGGUAUCCAAGUAUGGUGAUGCAACAAGAGCUUAAGUGGGCCGAGAAAGGGCCCAGGAGGAGUGGAGAGAGACGUUAUGGAUCCACUACUCACAGCACCAUGAUGUCCAGAUCAAGAAGCCCAAUAACUCCCAGAACCCCCACUAGGGCCCACUCUCACGGCGGCCCAGCUGAGACCCCUUCUUUUGUCAUGAACUCACCCUACUCUGCUUACUCUCCCACUAACCAUCCCCUCCCUUUUUAAAAUUAUAAAAAAUAAUCUUAAUUUUAAUCUUGUUCCCCACUUUAUUUUUUUUUUCUUAAAUUUGAAUUAUUCAUGUUGUUCUUUCUUCAUUUGUUUUAUUUUUGUUUUUCAUGACAAAACAAGAGUGUGCUGCUUAAUUUUUUUUUUCUUUUUUCUUU
Messenger RNA from Camellia sinensis, 1166 nucleotides. The record is from RefSeq and is a predicted model, not a curated record. NCBI's taxonomy places the organism in Eukaryota, Viridiplantae, Streptophyta, Magnoliopsida, Ericales, Theaceae.